Molecule: messenger RNA, 6720 nt
Organism: Pogona vitticeps (central bearded dragon)
Lineage: Eukaryota; Metazoa; Chordata; Lepidosauria; Squamata; Agamidae
Source: RefSeq, a predicted model, not a curated record
GGAAGGCCGGCGGACAUCUCCCUGGCAACCGUGGCGGGCCGGCCGAGGGCCCCCUUCUCAAUUCCCUGGAAGCCCUGCUUGGGUAGAGUCUGUCAGCCCCACAGCGGCGGGGGGGGGCAGACAGGACUUGAAAUUCUAAAGACAGAAAAAACUCCUUUCUGGCAUCCCUUGAAACAUCAGUAGUGGAUUGCAGAGACCUGCUAUUCUAGAAAAUACGAGCAUGCACAGACCAGGAGAAAAAGUGAAACGUCGGCUGCGUAUACACGGUUCCAGCAUAAGAAGCGUUGAAGUUGCUAGAGGGAGAGCAGGAUAUGGGUUUACCCUUUCUGGUCAAGCUCCCUGUAUUCUUAGUUGUGUUUUAAAAGGAAGCCCUGCAGAUUAUGUAGGCCUUAAAGCUGGAGAUAAAAUAUUUGCAGUUAACGAGAUUAAUGUGAAAAAGGCAUCACAUGAAGAUGUAGUGAAGUUAAUAGGGAAAUGCUCGGGGAUUUUGCACAUGGUCAUUGCUGAAGGGGCUGGUCAUACAGACUCCUGUUCAAGUGAUGAAGAAAUUGGGUUUUAUGAUGAGACGGGGUGGCUAAAACCAAAGCCUGACUCAAAAGGAUUAGGGAUAAACAGAGCAGAAAAGGUUGUUGAAGAAAUGCAGUCUGGUGGAAUUUUUAACAUGAUCUUUGAAAAUUCUAACGUAUGUGUCAGCAAUAUGCAGAACCCAAAAAAGAAGCAAAUUGCAGUUCAAGGAACAGCUGCUGUUAAAUUAGAAAGAGGACCUGAACAUAUGAGCAGUAACUCUAAUAAUCUAUAUAAUGAGGACUUGCCUAAAGCUUUAAAUGAUGAUUCCAAUUUUAGCACUGGAUUAGAAAAUCAGGAAUGGUAUUUGUUAGAUGCAAGCAUUUUAAAUGUUGCUAUGGUUGUAGGUUACCUAGGAUCAAUUGAACUUCCUUCUUCAAGUUCAAAUUUGGAAUAUGACAGUUUGCAGGCUAUCCGUGGAUGCAUGCGCCGUCUUCGAGCAGAACAAAAAAUCCAUUCAUUGGUGGUUAUGAAGAUUAUGCAUGACUCUGUUCAGCUCUGCAGUAACAAAUCUGGUGUGAUUGCAAAGUAUCCUGCAGAGAAGCUAGCUUUUAGUGCUAUAUGCCCUGAUGACAGAAGAUUUUUUGGGCUGGUUACCAUGCAGACAAUUGAUGAUGCAAGUUUGGCCCAAGAAGAUGAAGCAGUUUUGAGGACUUCAUGUCAUGUGUUCAUGGUAGAUCCAGAACUAUUUCAUCAUAAAAUUCACCAGGGCAUUGCACGGCGCUUUGGAUUAGAAUGCACAGCAGAUCCUGACACUAAUGGCUGCCUAGAAUUUCCUACAUCGUCUCUACCUGUUCUUCAGUUUGUUUCUGUUCUGUACAGAGAUAUGGGAGAAUUUAUUGAGGGAGUUCGGGCCAGGGCCUUUCUUGAUGGAGAUGCAGAUAUUCAUCAGAACAACAGUAUGAGCAGUAAUAGUGACAGCGGUAUUGGAAAUUUUAAUCAAGAAGAGAAAAAUAAUAGAGUUUUGGUAGUUGAUCUAGGCACUAACCCAAGUAAACAUGUUCUUAGUAGUAUACAGGACAACCCAGUAGGCAGAGGUCAGAUUGUUCCUCAUUGGAAUGUUAGCCAUGAACAAGAAGGACAUUCUGCAUUAGAAGCAAUGUUUCAGAAAGAUAGGUCACAACAUCUAAACAAGUUAUUAGCUCCUUCAGCUCGCAUUGAAGUGCCAUUUGUUCCUCCUCAAAGCUCAGUUUCUUCAUUCAAGAACAAUUGUGCGGACAGCUCCAAUCAAAGAUGGUUGCCUGUUCAUGUGUUAAAAGAUUGGCAGCAUGGAUGUGUGAGUGAUCAAGAAUCAUACACAGAUUCUACAGAUUGGUCAAGUAUUAACUGUGGAACUCUUCCGCCUCCAAUGAAUAAAAUUCCUGCUGACAGAUACAGAGUUAAUGGAACCUUUGGUCAGCCUCAUCUUAUGUCUCAAAAUAAUGAAUUGUCUCAAAAAGGGUUUCCUAAAACAUUUGACGCUCACCACUGUGUCAGAAAGUCCAGAGAAGAUAACAAGUGUACAAAAUUUGGACCUACUUCGGGAUUAGUACAACUUCCCCAGCGUGCUUCUGCUCGAAGAUCAUUUGGACGUCUGAAGAGAUUCAGCAUUACUCGUUCUCUUGAUGAUCUUGAGUCUGCAGCUGUGUCCGAUGGAGAGCUCAAUACCACAGAUUUGAAAGACUGCGUCAGUGACCAUAGCCUCAGCAGCAAUGCCAGCCUCCCAAGUGUCCAGAGCUGCCGAAGGCAUCGAGAAAGAAGAGUUGCAAGUUGGGCCGUUUCAUUCGAACGACUUCUUCAGGAUCCAAUUGGGGUUAAAUAUUUCUCUGAGUUUCUACGGAAAGAAUUUAGUGAAGAAAAUAUUUUAUUUUGGCAGGCUUGUGAAUAUUUUAGCCACAUAUCAGCUCAUGACAAAAGAGAGCUUUCUUUCAGAGCCCGAGAGAUCUUCAGUAAAUUUUUAUGUAGCAAAGCUACAACCCCAGUUAAUAUUGAUAGCCAGGCACAACUGGCAGAUGAUGUUCUCAAUGCACCACAUCCAGAUAUGUUCAAAGAUCAACAGCUUCAGAUUUUCAACUUAAUGAAGUUUGAUAGUUAUACUCGUUUUCUGAAAUCUCCAGUUUACCAAGAAUGUAUUUUGGCAGAGGUAGAAGGACGUCCCAUCUCUGAUCCACAAAAUGUUUCCAAUAGCCCUACUUCUAAGCACAGCUUUGGUUCUGAGUGGUCGAAUGUUUCAACACCAAAAAAGUUAAGUGGAAAAUCCAAGUCUGGGCGAUCUUUAAAUGAGGAAUCUGGAGAGGAAGACUCAGAGAAAAAGAAAAAAGGCCCCUUUUUUUCCUGGUCUAGAAGCAAAAGUUUGGGGAGAUCUCAAAAGAAAAAGGAGAAUGCUGAUAAUUCCAAAGAUUCGACUCAGACCAAUGGAUUGUCCUACAGACAUGAAUCUCAAGACUCAUUGUCAUCUGCAGCAAGUCUUGAAAUGUUUGACUUCCAUAGAGCAUCUGGACACAUAACUGAGAAAGAGAAACCUUCUAAAUGCUGCCAUGUGAAUCUUCCAGAUGGCUCAGUGUAUACAAUGAUGGUCAAAGCUGGAUUUUCAAUCAAAGAGAUGUUAUCUGAAUUCUGUGAGAAACAAGGCAUUAACAUAGCUGCAGUGGAUCUGUUUUUAGUUGGUGGAGAUAAGCCGCUUGUACUGCAUCAGGACAGCAGCAUUUUGGAUUCUCGAGCUCUCCGUUUAGAAAAGAGAACUUUAUUUAGGUUGGAUCUCAUUCCUAUCAAUAGAUCUGUUGGCUUAAAGGCUAAGCCUACCAAACCGGUAACAGAAGUCCUACGGCCAGUGGUUGCAAAAUAUGGUUUAAAUCUUAAUAAUCUUGUGGCAAGACUAAAUGGUGAACAUGAACCUUUAGACCUUGGUGUUCCUAUCUCUAAUCUAGAUGGACAGCGGGUUAUUCUAGAAGAAAAGCAGCCAAAAAAAGGAAGAGACCAGGGCAAGGGGACAUCAUUAAAGCAUAGUCCAACAGGAACUUCUAAUGCAGGAAAUCAAGCAUCCAUAGGAGAGGGAAGAGCUCUAGGAAAGUCUAAUUCUAUUAAAAUAAGAGGAGAAAGUGGAAAAAACUCUAGGGAUGUCCGUCUAGCAAAAAGAGAAGACUAUAUUGCACAGACUGGGGGAAAAAAGUGUCACAAAAUUAAUUUGGACGAAGCAGAGGAAUUUUUUGACCUCAUAUCCAAAGUACAAAGUAACAGAGCAGAUGACCAGCGGGGACUGCUGAGGAAAGAAGACCUUGUGUUGCCAGAUUUUCUUCAUUUACCGCCUUCUGGGACAGACCUGUUUUCCUCUACGCCUGAAGGAUCUAAAAGCUGCAGCAAGAGACUUGCGCAUCCUGAUGUCAAGUGUACACAACCUAGUGGCAAAAUGGAUUUCAUCCAAAACAACAGUGAAGGCUCAGCUGUGAAAAUUAAUCUUUCAAAAAAUAAACAGAAAACAGCUGCUCCGGCCACUUUUGUCAGCCAGAAGACUUCCAGUGGUCCAUCGAGCAGCCCAUUGUCUCCAGUUCUACCUUUGCAAGAGACCACUGUAAGGAAGAGGCAGUCAAAAGAACUGGAAAGUGAAUUUGUGCAAACUAUUGAGGAUGAGAAUAUAGCAGAGUUGACUCUUAUGGCCGAAGGGGACAUUAAUAGCCCAAACAGUACGUUACUGGCACCCACACCGCCCUCUUCAGACAAAAGCACUCUUGAAGAAGCCAAGCAUCCACCUCCAGUUUUACUAACAGAUAAUCAGGAAAAACCUACCCAUGAGAAAUACAAAUCAGGUGCAAUCCAGAGACAGAAAACCAAUGUUCAAGUAAAUGGUGGAAACCGUUAUGAACAAAGCUCUAAAAAUAAUAACAGCGACUUUAACCCUGACGGAGUUAAGAAGAAAACUGUCAGAAAUGAGCUCCCUAUAAAUCCCAUAAUUGAUGUGGAUAGAGCAGCAACAGAAGAUGAUUUGGAAUGGUCUUGCCCUGAAUCAGAGGGGAAUCUAAGUUUUGAAGAAUGCAUCUCAGAGCUGAAAUCUUGCCAGGGAAGGUUGCGAACAGGAGUUUACAGAACAUCGGACCUUCCAUUUCUUAUUGAUGUUAACAAUGAAAAGAAUAAAUAUGAAGAGAACCGAUGUAAGGCAACAUUUGUCUGAAGAUUUCCUCUGCAUGAGUCCAAACAUUUGCUCCAUCCAGAAUGCUGUAAGGAUUGGUGCACAUGACACAUGAAGGUAUAAGAGAUGCAGCUUAAUUCCCCUAGAUUAUAAACAUGAACUUAAAAAUUUUCCCUGGUAAGGAACGUUUGGUAGCACAUGAGAUAAUCCAUGGGGACAAUUAAUUUUUUUAGAAAACUGAGAAAUACUUCAUUUGCCAGUAUCAUUUUUGCAUGAUUGGAGAUCUGGAUAUGAACAUACUACAUAAAACCUUUCUGGCUACAACAACAGAGCAAACAUCACUUGCCCCUUCUAAAGCAGUUUUUUUCAAGCUGCCAGGGCCCAAGUAUAGUUUUGGGAGCCCUAACAGAGACCUGUAAUGCAGACUUUUCUCAUACACACGGCACACCCUAAGAGAUAAGUUUCUCCUUAAUUCUGAAAAUGACACUUCUUCCAUUUUUGAAGUUAUACCAUGGCCUAUAGUAAUACUUUUAACCACAACCGCCUUUUUUCUACUUUUGUUUAACAGCCUGAAGAGGAAUCCUACAAAGCUUUCUGAAUAUUUUGUAAUAUUUGGGUAGGUUUUAAUAAAUCUAAGAGCUUGUUGAUGUUUCUAAUUUGUAUUUUAAUGGACCAACAUAGCUGCAAACAUUUUACAAUUAGUCUAAUUCAUUAGAAAGCCUGCUUUUUCUGGCCUUUUAAAUUACAAUCAAAUAUUUUUAGAAGACAAACCUGGACAUUUUUGGGGGGGAAAGAACAUGCAUUAGCAGAUAGUGUAAGACCAUUCUUGUCGUUUGUAAGCCCUUUGAAUACAGUAAUGCUAAAGUUAAUAUUGCCUGUCACUUUAAAGUAUCAGACUGUUGAAUUAUACUUGAUGCUUCUGAUCCGACAGCUUUUUUUUGUAUCAGAUGAAAUUCCAUUCUUGUUCUCCUUCAUCUGUUCCCCUAAUCUAUGUUACUGCUGCAGCCAGAAUGCAAAAUAAUAAUAAUAAAUAAAUAAAUAAAAAGGCCUUGGUUGUUUUAAAAAACCAUGGCCACGAGCUGUUUUAUCCAUUUCUUUGAGUCCUCACUACCUUUGGCUACCUCAAGCGUGUAUGAAAGAGAAGGCCUGCCAGGGUCCCUGAUCCCAGGAGCUCUGUAAGUAAGUAGUUCAGCCAAAUUUGAAGUUUCCCCAUUUUGGCUUUAUUUUUGUUAAAUACUGUAAAUCAUGACACAUGUAAUAUGCCAUUCGUUGUUUAUCUGAGGGUGUAUUUGCAUAAUUUUCAGACCUGCUAAGGACCAGAUGAUUUUUAUUAUGUCCUGAUACAUAAAAUCAUAGAAUUCAAAAGAGGGUGUACUUCCUUUUUCUCGCUACUGUAUCACUUGUUAAAAUAAAUGUUUAUUUCCUCCCCUUACAUAGUUAAUCAUCUGCAGAGAACUGCAGAGAUGGAAGAGGCCCUAUGGAUUAUCAACUCUAACCUCUGUUGUGGAGGCACCAUGGGAAAUCAAACACCCAACCUCUUGGUCUGCAGCCAGAUACCUAAACCACUGAACUAGCCAGCAGCUUCUUAUCCCACCAGGCAUGCACAUUUUACAGAGCUAUGUGCCUGACACUUCUGACAUGCAAAUGAAGCCACGCUGUCUCUCAGCAGACCAAUUGCAAAGCAAGAGCCAGCUGGUUUUUUAAAAAUGUGGAUUGAAGCAACCUCAUAUCAGAGUAAAGUCUUUUCCUCCUAAGAGAGCUCUGCUUCAAAUGAUGUGUUAAUGAUCAUCAUCUAAUCUGGCCUAUGUGGUUUUGGUUUGUUUGCUUGCUUGCUUGCUUUAUUGCUUUGGUACCAAUGAGAAUUUUCCCCAAAAGCAAAUAACAAUAGAAAUCCUUUUAUCAGUGAAUCUGGUGAGCCCAAAAGAAUUAUGUCAUCACGCACAAACAGAAGAAAGGGACCAUUUUUGUGUCUUUGCACACAUUUUAAAAAACAAAAACAAAAAUUGCUGACUUGUUAUGGUUUAUUGUGAACAAACAAAAAGCUUUUGAUUGCU